Spea bombifrons (plains spadefoot toad) is the source of this 1145-nucleotide messenger RNA. RefSeq names its product solute carrier family 10 member 6 (gene SLC10A6). The transcript has 6 exons. Gene Ontology annotation, cellular component: membrane. Gene Ontology annotation, biological process: bile acid and bile salt transport. NCBI's taxonomy places the organism in Eukaryota, Metazoa, Chordata, Amphibia, Anura, Pelobatidae. The coding region runs from base 1 to 1125 and encodes 374 amino acids. The record is from RefSeq and is a predicted model, not a curated record. Gene Ontology annotation, molecular function: bile acid:sodium symporter activity.
AUGUCCAGCAACUGCACCAACUUGACAUUGUGUUUUAAUGGGACAGAAAUUGACUUUGAUAGCCAUGGAACACUAUCUGCUGUCUUCAGCACGGUUCUGACUGUAAUGUUGGCUCUGGUGGUGUUUUCUCUUGGAUGUACUGUGGAAGCACAGAAGCUGUGGUCUCAUUUAAGAAGACCAUGGGGAAUUGCUAUAGGUUUUGUGUGCCAGUUUGGACUGAUGCCUUUAAUAGCCUAUCUCCUAGCCAUUGGAUUCUCUGUGCAACCAACACAAGCAGUGGCUAUCUUAAUCAUGGGAUGUUGCCCUGGUGGAGUCAUAUCCAAUAUAAUCACAUUAUGGGUAGACGGAGACAUGGAUCUAAGCCUGAGCAUGACAUCAUGUUCUACCAUCUUCGCUUUGGGAAUGAUGCCUUUGUGCCUCUUCAUCUACUCGCGUUCCUGGGAACUUGCAAAAAGUAUAAAAAUACCAUAUUACAACAUAGGUAUGGCACUUUUAAGUGUUGUUGUUCCAGUUGGAAUGGGAGUGUAUGUAAAUUACAAAUGGCCAAGAAAAGCAAAAAUUAUUUCCAAGGCUGGUUCAAUAAUUGGCGGUCUCCUAAUGCUGGUAAUUGGUGUAGCCAGUUCUGUUUUAUAUAAAGGGUCUUGGAACACCGAUAUUUCUAUCCUGACAAUUGGCAUCAUCUAUCCUCUGCUUGGCUACAUUUCUGGAUUCUGCAUGGCCAUUGUUGUGCGUCAACCAUGGCAAAGAUGCAGAACUAUUGCUUUAGAAACAGGGGCUCAGAAUGUACAAAUGUGUUCCACUGUUCUUCAGCUAUCUUUUACACCGAAGCAACUUGUUCAGAUGUUCACCUUCCCCCUGAUUUAUGCAUCUUUCCAGUUCAUUAAUGGGAUGCUUCUUGUGGCCGCUUAUCAGCUAUAUAAGAGAAAAUAUGGGAACAUAUGCAAAGAAAAGGUGGUGAAUCAUUCUGAGAGGUGCAUCAAAAUCAACGAACUGGAAAUAAAUGGAGACAUCAACCCUCACUUUGAAUACGAUGAAGAAGGUGUGACACAUGUCAGUAAUUCUCUUUCUAGCACCACAGGACAGUUAUCCGAAAUAGCAACUAUCUCAAAGGAUACAUUCUUAUGACUUAACAGUUGUGUGAGUAA